Molecule: messenger RNA, 1720 nt
Organism: Camponotus floridanus (Florida carpenter ant)
Lineage: Eukaryota; Metazoa; Arthropoda; Insecta; Hymenoptera; Formicidae
Product: serine protease snake
Exons: 6
Coding region: 71-1003 (310 amino acids)
Biological process (GO): proteolysis
Molecular function (GO): serine-type endopeptidase activity
Source: RefSeq, a predicted model, not a curated record
CGAGAAUUUGCUAUGAAGGCCUUUGUUCAAAGAUCGUUCGGCAUCGAUCGUUGUGUAUUAGACUCGCAAUAUGUACGAGAAGUUUGCAAUCGUAUUAUUCGUUGUCAUCUUAUUCAGAAAUUCUACAGCGCGAAAAAGCGAAGAAAAAUGCAAAGAAUAUGCCGAUCUGGUUUACGAAACCGAGAAUUCACCGACUUUGCGAAUCAAUGCUGGCUCGAAUAAAGUAUCUCGUUGCGCGAUUAUUGAGACGCCUCUUAUCAUCGGCGGAAUUCCAGCAAAACUCGCGGAAUUUCCUCAUAUGGCGGUGAUCGGUUAUGGCAAGAAUGACGCGAUGUCCUGGGAUUGUGGAGGAAGUAUCAUUUCGGAGAAUUUUAUUCUGUCAGCGGCUCACUGUUUGGAAUCUCCGGAUAAAGGUCCUGCGAUCAAAGUACGUGUCGGCUUAAUUGAUUUAUCAGCUCCAGGUGAUGUCAUGCAAGAGAGAUACAUCACGGAAAGAAUUCAGCAUCCAGAUUACAAGCCUUGGGUUAAGUAUCACGAUAUAGCAUUACUUAAACUCGAUCGACCGUUAGAGUUGAAUCCUCGAGUAAGACCCGCGUGUCUUGAAGGAAACUCGCAAAUACCGGGCAAAAGCGCUAUCGCUUCUGGAUUUGGGAAAACCUCUUACGACUCUAAUAUUGGUAGUAACGAAUUAAUGAAGGUUCAGUUAAAUUUCAUAUCCGAGGACGAUUGUAAAAAAAGUUACGCCGAGGAUCUCGGUACACGGGGGCUGCCUGAUGGUUUGAUACAAAGUUUACUUUGUGCCGGCAUAAUGGAAGGCGGAAAAGACACCUGUCAGGGUGACAGCGGUGGUCCAUUGCAAAGGGUUCUUGCGGAACCUUAUUGUAUGUACAGUAUCGUGGGUGUGACAAGUUUCGGAAAAUUUUGCGCUUUUAAAGCUUCUCCCGCGAUUUAUACCAGAAUUAGUUCUUAUCUCGAUUGGAUCGAAAAUACUGUUUGGCCAUAAAAAAAUUAGAUCGAGAAGUAUCAUCAAAUGUUAAUCUCCAACUAUUAAUUCUGAUAGUUUCAAGGAGUAAUUGUCGAAAGAUAGUUUUGUGCAAAAUUACAUAGAUGACGAGGGAAAUAAAAUGAAAAAUGAUAAAGAUAAAAAAGAUCUGGUCGUAUAUUAUUUACAUUGUUAUAAUUUUUAUUGCAAAAGGAUAAUAAUCAUUCUCAUUGAUAUGUACAAUUCGGUACCCAAACGCAUAUAUAUAUAUAUGUACGAACCACAUUAUAAUAAACAUUUUCAAAACUUAUACAUUUUAUACAGGGAACAUAUCUUAGAUAUAUAACAACCAACAAUGAUGAUAAUAAUAUUGUAUGCAAUAAUCACUAAUAUAUGCUGUAAAGUAAAGAUAAUAUUCAAAUCAUGUUUGUCAGAUAACGACGUGAAAAAGGUGUCGUAACAUUAACAGAUGCUCUAUAUAUAUAUAUCGAGUAUACGUAGACGAUAUGUUACAAAUAGGAAUUAAAAAUACGCAAAAAGGAAACGAGAACUUACAUAAUAAAAAAAAUAUACAGAGAUGUGGCUUGCCUAUUAGGAGAAAUCCCGGUAAUUGUCGAGUAUGAUAAGAUACUUAAAACUUUCAUCGAGACACGAUUAAAAUUCUUACGCUUGAGUAUGUUUAUUAUAUACAUUAUGUACGUGAUUUAAGUUAUCAGUCUUACGGCUCUCGAAAGAAAA